Messenger RNA from Drosophila gunungcola (fruit fly), 596 nucleotides. RefSeq names its product chorion protein S15 (gene Cp15). NCBI's taxonomy places the organism in Eukaryota, Metazoa, Arthropoda, Insecta, Diptera, Drosophilidae. The transcript is spliced from 2 exons. The record is from RefSeq and is a predicted model, not a curated record. The coding region runs from base 111 to 458 and encodes 115 amino acids.
AAACAGGCCAAUGUGUGUAUAUAGGUCACGUAAAUAUCCAGACUUAUUUUCGCGUAUAAAAGCGGGCAUUGCUGGUCGGUAAAUCAUAGUUUGAUUGAUUACCCCAAACCAUGAAGUACCUGAUUGUCUGUGUUACCCUGGCCCUGUUCGGCUACCUCGAUGCCAGCCCAGUGUACGGCAACCAUGGAGGCUAUGGUGGCUAUGGUGGUGGUGGCUAUGGUGGUGGUGCUUAUGGUGGUGGCCAAGGCGUCGUCUACAAGGAGGUGCCCUCGUACGGCUAUCCUCAGGUCCUGCAAUCGGAGGGAAGUGGUGGAGUGGCUAGCGCUUCCGCCGCUGCAUCCGCCGCUGCCGUAAAGCCUGGCUACUACCAAAAACAGCUUGUGGGAGGGUGGGAGAUCGAUGGUGGAAGCUCGGGCAUUAAGGUCGGAUACGGACAUGGCUACGGUGGUCACUACUAACUCCCAACCCCCCCGCUCCGUCGGCAGCAAAUCAAACUAUCGUUCACUUGUUCAAACCCUCGAGUGGCUGUCACAGCGAAACUCCGAGAAUCUGCGAAUAAAAACAUUCUAAACGCUUUGGAAAAUAUUGAACAAAAA